This is a messenger RNA of Colletotrichum destructivum, 5625 nucleotides long. RefSeq lists its product as uncharacterized. The coding region runs from base 1 to 5625 and encodes 1874 amino acids. Lineage: Eukaryota; Fungi; Ascomycota; Sordariomycetes; Glomerellales; Glomerellaceae. The transcript has 3 exons. The record is from RefSeq and is a predicted model, not a curated record.
AUGCAGCGGUUAUGGAAGCUCCUCCUGCCCCCGCUGCUUCUUGGGGGCAACAGCCUGGCACAGCAGUCGUGCCUCGAUGCGCUCAACAAUGAUCAGACCGAUGCCUGCGUCUGCUACUCCCUCGAGUAUGUCAUCAGCUAUGUGGCAUACAUCGCCGUGUCGACGUCGUACACGUCCAACUGCGAGGCCGUUCCCACAGCCGCGAUAUCGACGGGCACAUCGGCGGCGCCCCAGCUUCUGGGGAACUACACUUCUGGCAACUUUUCCGGGUACGUGACCCAAAACAAUGGUGUUUACACUGGAACAGGUAUCUUGGCCGGACCGACGACGGUAGACGUAAUCCCGCCGGUGGGAACCGAACGAGGGACUCUUGUGGUGGAGGUUCCGCCAUCGUACUUCACCGUCUCUCGGACCGGCACCGCGACGGUCAGCCCCGGCCCCAUCCCGACCUACGUCAACUCGACGAGCAUCCUCACCCGCAACCCCAUCGCGGCACCCCGAACCAUAUUCGUCGCAAACCCGACCCCCGGUGCGGCCGUCGCUUCCCGCGGUACGGUUGUCAUUGCUGUUCCCGACCCGAGACUGUACAACACGACGACGGUCCCUUACAGCGGGUUCGAUGUGUUGGAAGGGGCUCGGACGACCAUCUCGACCAUCCCCGACAGUGGGCUCCAGCCUGGUACUUUCGUGGUGGCCGAGGCUACAACCCCCGUACCGAGUCUGUCCUACGACGUUUCGACUGUCGCCUACACCGGAGCGGAUGAGUUGACGGGCCCGACUGUGAUCUCGGUGAUCCAGCCAACCGGGACUGAACCGGGCGUUGUUUUCAUCGCCGUUCCUUCGACUGGCGUUCCUCCACCUCAGGUGACAUCCGUAGUUCCCUACUCGGGCACUGAAUCCAUCACGGCAGCGUCGACUUUGUUGGACCGGCCUUUCGACGGAAUCGUCCCGGGGACUGUCGUGAUAGCGUUGCCGCCGGCUUCCUUCAUCACCCAGACCGUACCGUUCAUCGGCUUCGAACCCCUCACAGCCCCGACCAUCAUCUCGGUGGCCCCGCCCAGUGGUACUGCUUUGGGUACCGUCAUCUUGGGCAGCCCGACCGCAAGCUACGUGGCCUCGUACGUGCCGUACACAGGCACCGCCCCCAUUGCGAGCCCGGUAACCGUCACGGUGAUAGAGCCCAGUGGCACGGCUGCGGGAACCGUUGUCAUCGCAGAACCUCCACCGGCCCCCGGCAUAAACGCCGACGUAUUUGCAACGCAGGUCGUAUCGUACACGGGGACUGAGUCCAUCAGCGGCAUCUCUACACUCUCUAUUGUCCCGCCCGAUGGUCCCAACCCUGGAACAGUGUUUGUGGCCUUGCCGGCGGGCAGUACCCUAGCAGCCCCUGCGCCGUUUGUCACCUCGAUCGUCCCUUACACCGGGUCCAAUGCCAUCAACACGCCUUCGACUCUCACAGUGAUUCCUCCGAGUGGCAACCAGCCAGGGACGGUAAUUAUUGGUCUCCCACGCGUCACACAACCCCUGGGAACAUUCUCGGAUUCAUUCAUCACUUCGGCAGUCCCGGUCUCGUUUGUCACUUCGAUUAUUGCUGCCAAUGGCAACGGACCGCUUGUUACGCUGACAAGCAUCCCGCCGAUUGGCACCUCGCCAGGUACAAUCUUCAUCGGUCCGUCCCCAGCGUCCGGAGGGCUGCCGGCGUCGUUCGUCACCCAGGUCGUGCCCUACGUCGGUCCGACACCGGUGGCAGAGCCAACCACUGUCGCCAUCAUCCCUCCCAGCGGUUCCUCGCCCGGCACAAUCGUCAUCGCCGACCCUCGACCUUUUGUCCGCACGACUGUAGAUUACACCGGGGCAGAUCUUUUGUCCGAGCCGACGACCAUUUCCGUUGUGCCACCCGAGGGGGACACGCCUGGCACAGUAAUCGUGGCUGUACCGACUGCAACUCCUGCAGGCCCCUCGUUCGUCACGUCGAACGUGGUGUUCCUGGGCACACCUCCUAUCCAAGAGCCGACGACCAUCUCAACAAUCCAGCCUUCGGGAACCACUCCAGGGACCUUGAUCGUGGCCAGGCCUGCGGUGUUCGUCACUUCAACCGUCCCCUGGACCGGCACUGCCGCCCUCCCGACGCAGACCACAAUCGCAAUCAUACCGCCCGUUGGCACGGAUCCAGGGACGAUCUUCGUGGCAGACCCCACCGCAUUCGUGACCUCUACCGUCGAUUUCACCGGGACGGAUGCUUUCACCGGACCCUCGACUGUCACCGUCAUCCCUCCUAGCGCAGACCAACAGGGAACCAUCGUCGUGGCUGGCCGUCGACCGUUCGAGACAUCCUUUAUCAGGCUGACUGGAACUUCUCCAGCCGAGGGCCCUACGACCCUGACUCUGGUGCCACCUCAGGGCACAACGCCAGGAAGAGUUAUAAUCGGAGUACCCAACGACUUUGUCACCUCGACCGUCAGCUACUCGGGAACGGGUGUCUUGACGGCGCCCACAACCCUCUCUACAGUCGCUCCGGAUGGCGCAGCUCCAGGCACUCUCAUCGUAGCUUUGCCGCAACCUACCAUCCCUAAUCCUGCCCCUACAGUCCCUACAGCAGACCCAGCGGGUCCUCAGGCUCCAGCGGGCUCUCCUCCAGUGGCCCCGGUCCAGCCAGCCUUCGUCACCUCGACGGUGGUGUACAGUGGCAGCGCCCCGAUUACAGCACCGACUACGUUUUCCACAAUACAACCAAGCGGAAAUGCGCCAGGGACCUUUUUCGUUGGGAUUUCAGACCCCUUCGUCACGUCACAGGUGGUCUACUCCGGAACCAGCGCGAUCACGGCUCCCGUCCCCAUUUCCACGGUUCAGCCCUCCGGGUCAGUCCCCGGUACAAUCAUUUUCGCCGUGCCUCCCACAUAUGUCACUUCCGAGGUGGACUACACAGGCCCAGCUGGUCAACUCACGGCGCCCUCCCCCAUCACCACAAUCCCGCCCAGUGGAGGUGUCGCCGGGACGGUGAUCGUGGCACGCCCACCGGCCGAAUAUGUGACGUCGGAGGUGAUCUUGGCAGGGCCAUCCGACCCCCAAAUCACGACCCCGACCAUACUAUAUACGAUACCACCGAGUGGAGGCGCGGCCGGGACCGUGGUCGUCGCUCGGCCGCCCCAGUACGUGACAUCGGAGGUCUUCUUCACCGGACCGGAGGACCCACAAAUCACGGCGCCGAGCACCGUCUCCGUGGUGGCGCCGAGCGGGACCGCACCCGGGACGAUCAUCAUCGCCCAACCGCCCAACUACCAGACGUCCGAGCUGUUCCAGACGGGAAUCACCGGCCCGACCACCAUUUCGACCAUCAGGCCGGUCGGCACCGCAGCGGGCACUUUUAUCGUCGCCCUCCCCGCCCCCUUUGUCACUUCGGAAGUCAUCUUGCCCGGCGCCACGGGCCCGACCACCAUCUCGACGAUCCCGCCGAGCGGCACUGUGCCCGGCACGUUCAUCGUCGGCCAGUCGGCGGUCUUCAGCACUUCCGAAGUCGUCCUCGUCGGCUCUGCGGCAGCCACUGCUACGGGACCCGUGACCUUGACUUCGGUCGCGCCCAGCGGAACGAUCCCUGGCAUAGUCGUCAUCGGUUUCCCGCCCAGGUUCGUCACCUCGGAGAUCCAAUACACUGGUCCUACGGAGGGGGUCACGGGGCCGAUCCCGAUUUCGACCAUUGCCCCCUCUGGGAGCAUCCCCGGCACCGUAAUAGUCGCCCGACCGGACAUCUUCGUCACGUCGACAACGUCCGUCACGGGACCGGGUGCACCGACGACGCCCGUCAUCAUUUCCACCAUUCUGCCUUCGGGGACCUCUCCAGGAACAAUCGUAGUGGCUGUGCCUGCUCAGUCGAACCAGCCAGCACAGAACACCGAGCCGGCUCAAGCCCCCGCAUCGUUUGUUACUUCUCAGGUCGCGUACACCGGGACUGAACAGUUGACAGCCCCCACUACCAUCUCGAUAAUCCCGCCAUCCGGCACGGCUCCCGGGACAAUCAUCAUCGCUCAGCCGUCAACAGCCGCUACUCAACCUUCACCGAACCCCGCGACAUCGCCAUCCGGACCUUCCGAGACCCCUGGAGUCUCCCAGCCGCUCCCAGGUUCCUAUGUGACAUCCGUGGUCGCUUACACCGGCACGGAAGCUUUAACAGCUGCCACAACCCUCUCAAUCAUCCUUCCUUCGGGGACAGACCCUGGCACCAUAGUCAUAGCUCAACCACAAGCCGAAGCCACCCCUCCAUCAGUCGGCGGUCAGAUUCCGCCCGUCUCGGAUACUUCGCAAGGAGCCUCUACUGACAGCGAGUCCCCGGCCACGGUAAUCACUCCUCCGUCAGUCCCGCUUGUCGGGAUCCAACCAGGCACUACCGUUACCAUUUCCUUGCCGACACUACCAUCGCAACUCCAAUCCUUCGUCACCUCGACAGUCCUGUUCACCGGUACCGAGGCAUUGACGGGCCCAACAAUCAUCUCGACGAUCCCCCCGUCUGACACGGUCCCCGGCACGAUAAUCGUCGCCCAGCCCGGCGUCUUCGUCACUUCGAACGUGGCUUACACGGGUACCGAUCUCCUGACCGCCCCGACUCCUAUCUCGACCAUCCUUCCGGUAGGCGAUGCACCAGGCACGAUCAUUGUGGCCCAGCCUCGGCUGUUUGUCACUUCCGAGGUGGUCUACACUGGCACGGAACCACUGACUGCGCCGACUGCGCUUUCGACUAUUCUGCCCGCUGGCACCAACCCGGGGACGAUCAUUGUGGCUCGGCCGCCCACGUACCUUACUUCGACGGUCAUCUACACUGGGUUUUCUCCGAUUACUGAGCCCAUCCCAAUUUCGACAGUCUUGCCGAUCGGGACCGCGCCUGGGACAAUCAUCGUCGCCCAGCCAGGCCUCUUCGUCACUUCCACCGUCUCAUAUACCGGAUCCGACAGCCUCUCCGGGCCUUCCACCCUUUCGACCGUUCCACCUGUCGGGACGACUCCGGGGACGUACAUUGUGGCCCAGCCUGCUGCCCCGGUUGCCACGUUUGUCACGUCCUUUGUCCUCUACACCGGGACCGACGUCAUCACCGGGCCCAUUCCCAUCUCGACGGUGUUGCCAAGCGGGACGGCUGCCGGCACGCUCAUCCUGGCACAGCCUGGGGUCUUCGUCACGUCUACAAUCCCCUACACCGGGACCGAGCCUCUCACGACAUUGCUCCCCGUACUCGAGCUCAUCCUCAACUGCAUCCUCAUUACUGUCAUCAUCCGAUUCUUCGACGACGUCCUCGGAGCCGAGUUUGUCAAGCACAUCAGAAACCUCGACUUCACCGGACUCAGUCAGCUCAUCGAGACUAUCCACGUCCUCAGUUCCAUCGGUGUCUGCGACCACCUCGGGCUCAUCCGACUCUCUAAGCUCGUCCGACUCGACAACCUCUUCGGAUACAUCGUCUUCUUCCCCCUCUCCAGGCUUGUCGCCAUUCCCGACACCGUCAACCUCCUUCACGCCAUCGGUAUCGACGACGACCUCUUCAGACUCGUCAACCUUCCAACAGUCAUUGGAAUCGUCGCUGACGUCAGAUUUGAGUACUUCCACGGAGACUUCGUCUACGAUAGCAAGUUCAUCCUCCUUUGA